UUCAGAAAAGGGGGGGACGAGGACAGAGAGGAACUACUCAAGCGCAAAAUGACACAGAGAGAAAACGAGCGAGGCGCUUAGCUGGGAAGUGAAAAGUUGGGAAAAGCAACCGUCCGGCGAGGGGGAGAAGAAGCGUAAGGCGAGCACACGUGGGCGAGAAAGGGGCGCGAGUGAAAAACACGCGGGGAGAAAAGGCGCCUACAAGCCCGAAGCUCCGGCAGUUCAGGAGCGGAAGUGUUACUUGGAUUGCAAAGAGCCACUCGGGCUUCGAGGGCUUCCCCGACGGGGUUCCACCCGCUCCCGCAAAACUUACCGCUCUUCGACUAGAGUCCCACCCUAGCUGUGUAAUGCAGCUCGCUCACCUGGCCCAGAGUUCACCCCAAGGGGAGAAUUAGCUCCACAUUCAGAAAACUUGACGGCAUUCUGCGGUGUCAUCUGGGGCUUUUCCCACCACCAAUGUCACCUUGAAUUUGGACAUUGCAUUCAGUUCAGGAAAGGUGCAUGAAGGUGAAACAGUGUGAAAAUUCCUCAACAAGAUUGAAUAGAGGCUGCAAGUAAAAAGGAACAUGAGGAGAGGAAGUCCAACUUUCAUGUGCAAUAGUCAUUAAAUAAAAGGUAAAAGAAAUUAAAUUUCUAAGAAGAAAUAAACGUUUGCAAGAAGAAAACUGAGAAGAAAGAAAUAGCAAGCAUUUCUUCUCCAUUUUUCAAGCAACAUGGGACAGCACUUGACAAAUGAGGACGGAGAACCAGUUGAGAUUGAUGUGGCUGAAUUGCAGGAAUGGUAUAAGAAGUUUGUAAUGGAAUGUCCAAGUGGGACACUCUUCAAGCAUGAAUUCAAACGAUUCUUUGGGGUUCAGAAUAAUGAAGAAGCAUCGGAUUAUGUGGAAAGCAUGUUCAGAGCUUUCGAUAAGAAUGGGGAUAACACCAUUGACUUCCUAGAAUAUGUGGCUGCUUUGAAUCUGGUUUUGCGAGGGAAACUGGAACACAAACUGAGAUGGACAUUCAAAAUAUAUGAUAAAGAUGGAAAUGGCUGCAUAGAUAGACCUGAACUCCUAGAAAUAAUUGAAGCUAUUUAUAGCAUUAAGGAAGCAUACAAGUCUGAAGAAGAAAGAGCCGUUCCUGGUCUUACUCCAGAAGAGGUUGUGGAAAGAAUAUUUCAUCUCGUAGAUGAGAAUGGAGAUGGACAAUUAUCUCUGGAUGAAUUCCUUGAUGGAGCACAAAGAGAUAAGUGGGUGAUGAAAAUGCUACAAAUCGAUACAAGCCCAGGUGGAUGGCUUGCCAAUCAGAGAAGAAAAUCUACAGUGCUCUAAUCAUUGCUUGUAUUAUUUCAAAAAUGUAAUGAGGAAAAAAAAGCAUCCCUUUUCCUUCAUUCUGUUUUUCCUUGAUAGCAGCAGGCUGAGCUCUAGGGAAAAAACAACAACAUAAUGCUAUUUUUUUUAAUUAUUCUGCUGUGCAUCUAGGCCACCACCCUGGAACAAUUGUUAUGUCAUGGUAAUUUUGGGGAAAAAAUUAAAAACCCACCUGAAAUGUAGGGAUGAGGACUAUUUGGGUGGCUAUACCUGAUUUUGGACUAUUGACAGUGUUGGCAAAAGGCCCAACUCACAACACAGGAUACUAGCAACUACCCCAUAUUGUUUACUUCUGACCCCAGACUUAGUUAUCAGAAAAAGGUGACAUGUUUAAAAAUAAUGCCUGGGCUAUAUAUUUCACACAGCAAGGUGGUAUCAUAUGAUCAAAUUUUCUAUCAAAUAGAAGUCCAUAUGUAGCAAAAAUUACCAUAUCAGGGAAAAGCUAAUGUUUUGUAAUCUUCUGGGGAGAAGCAAAUAAUCCAGUUGCAAGGGUUUGUAAACUAUCUGGUUUGCACAAUAUAUUGAAUUAUAAACAAGUUAGAUAUACUGUAGCUUGGCAUUUUGAGCAAACUCAACCAUUUAGUGUGAAUGUAGCCCAAACCAGCAUCAGUAAGAUACAAUGAACAUUCCCUACAGCACACUGAUUUUUGUAGAUAGUACAUGGAAUGGAUGAAAUUCUCUGCAGAAAAAUGCAAAAAUCAUUUGGCAUAUUGAAAUAAUUUGAUUUUAGUGAACUAAGAUUUCUCAGCAGCAAUAGUAAAUACUAGUCUUAAAUGAAGGUGAGAAAAGAUGACAACGCAGCACUUCCAAUAAGUUAGCUAUGUGUUAACCUUGUUUUCUGGAACUGGCUUAGAAAAAGAAAAGUUUUCAUAAGUUUCCUUUGGUCCCUGCUGCUCAUAAAGAAAAUGGUCUCCUGAUCUUAGAAUUUUAUGAUCAUAGGUUCAACCAAUGGCACAGUUAUUUGUUAAAGUUGUCAAAAAUAUCAGGUGAGGAGUACAGCAUACAAUUUUUCUUAUGCGUUGGAGCUUAAAAAUGUUACACUAAGAUCUUUUUUUUUAUUGAAAAAGUUUUUCAAAUACAGAUUUUUCCCCCUUUUCCCCCCCCUCCUCCCUAACCCCCCCUCACCCUCCCCUCCCCCCUUGGCUUCUCCAAAAUAAAAUCCAAAUUGAUAUCACAUUGUAUAAUACUUUACCAUCCUUUUACACCACCUCCCAUAUGCUAUACAUUUCUUUCUAACAUUAUUAUUAUAUCCCCCCUAUACUAUACAUUUCAAAGCAACAUUCAGCUAUAAAAUUAUAUAAUAAAUCCUAAUUUGGCAUUUAUUCAACUCAUAAUCCCAUUUCCUCCACCCCCAUAACAUCCCUUUUCCUAAACUAAACAAUCAGUAGCCUAACCUAUCUCCACCCACUUUCCUACAGGUCUACCAUACAUAAUAUUUUUAAUAUCUUUGUUCUUCUGCCCACACCACUAAAAGAUAUUUCCAUAUAUAAAUAAAAUCCUCAAAUGACUUUAAGUUUGUAAUCCAUAUAGUAUCUUCUGUAAUGUCUUUCAACUGGAUUGUUAAUUCCAUCACCCAUGUUAGGGUAACAUCAAGUUCUGCUUCCAACAGUAUAUUCAGUAUCUUCAAUUACCAUCUGCCCCCAUCAAUAAUAAGUGUUUUCAUAUAUAAAAAACCACCCGAGUAACUUUAUAUUUAUAUUCCAUAUAGUAUCUUCUGUAAUGUCUUUUGUCUAGAUUAUUAAUUCCAACCACCAUGUUAGGGUAACAACCAGAUCUUCUGCAUGCCCCAAUUCCAUAGUUCUCUUGCCUUAUAGCUCAACAUAUACGUAAUCCAUUUUUCAAAGAGUCCAAAAUAGAAAGUUCCAGUCCGCUCAAUUAAAGGCCAUCUUCCACAUCCACACUAAGAUCUUAAUAUUGUGUGCAAUGUAAACUGCAAAAGUUUGCUGAACUUCAUAAACUGCAAUGGAUUUAUAGUUAAGAAUCACUUCAUCUAUCUUUGGCUUUGGUCUUUCUGGUCAACUUGGAGAUGAGAAGAAGAUAUUUAAUGGCACAGCUUCUUCAAUCACUUGCUGGAGAGAUCCCUGAUAAAAAAAUUAUGCCUCAGUUCUACUUCCCCCAAAUUUCAUCUUUAAUUGUAACUUCUUCACAAAAAAUCAACAGGUCCAAUAUCUGUGCAUAGUAAUUACUUUGAGUGAAGUUGAUAGAUCUGUACCUUAUCAACUUAACAUAAUUCCCAGUCUCAAUAUCGUUACUAUAGUAAUUAGGUAAAAGAAAGUAUGCAAAUUCAUAAUUUAUCUGCAGUCAAUACCUGCAUUAAUUCUAGGUAAAAUUUAGAAUCUAAAAGUGUAUGUGACUUAGAUUUAGACUUUUGUCCCAAGUUAACAUCACUUUAAUACACUUUUGAUUGUCAUAACUUUUUGUGUGUCCCCCAAAAUCCUUGAUCUAUACUCUGUUUUCUGGGAUAUCCCAUAUAGAAAUAAAGAUGUGGGUUCAUUCUAUGCAUUCAUGCUUUUUUUUUUAUUAUUCCAGUGCCAGAAAAUUUUAAAUCCAUGAUUAUAAUAGCUACUUGUGUGCCAAGGAAACAGUUCUAUAAUUAUGGUUUCACAAUGACCUCAUAUAAACAAUGCCAUGUAAUCUUUGAGAACACAUAUUGAUUUCCCAAAAUGAAAUAAACUUUAUCUCACACACAAUCUAUGUGUUCCAGGUGCUUAACACGCCCAACAGUCCUGGCAGCUCAUACUGGGCAGGGAUGGGGAGUGUUGAAAAGGGAGACCAAACCCAAAGUCUUAAUUUCUUAGUUACACCAAUAAUCUCUGCCAUUUCAUUCAUUAUAUUUAAUUUAUUAGCCAGCUUCAUUUUUGUGGUACAAGAGGAGUUGUUAGUGCUUUGCAUAUGAAGUUUAUGUCAAAGAUGGGAAAAAGUCAGAACAUUUUAUUCUGGAAUAGUUUUAUUCCAACUCAAGAAUGGGUAAGAGCCCUUUAAAUCACCAUGGGUAUGACUUCUUUUCAGGGAUCCAGCCAGCCAUAUCCUCUUCUAGAAUACUGUAUAUUUGUCAGAAGUCUACAAGGCCAAUCGCUCUCUUCCUUACAGACAAUUUUUCUCCCUAAAUUUCCCCAGAGUUGCAUCACAGCAAGACGGGUGACAAACAAAUUUAAUAAAUAAAACAAAUAAUGCCUUCAAUUUUCUACAGGCUCAUUUCCACUACUGAAUUAAAGUACUGUCCACCUAUCCUUGAGUUGGAAAAUAGUACUAUCAUUUAUGUCUCCGUUGGCAAUUUUUAACUCUACUUCUAUUAUCUUUGUUCACAAUCAUUGCCAGUUAUCUGGCAGUGAACACUUAAUAGAUUUUAUGCAUCUUAAAACUGUUGUUGCAUAAUGUCAGAAUAUAGAAGAAAAUAGUAUUCAUUUAAUACCAGUACAACUAAAUGCUAGGUUGUAUCUCACUCAUGAGAUAAAAUGCAGGUAGCAUCACAGGGACAAGGAAAGCAAUAAGAAUUGCCAUGACAUGAUAGUGCAGUGAUUAAGUACAAGGUGGGGGACACACAAUUUAAGAUUUUAUGGGAUGCUAAGAAUUUCCCAUCUUUAAUGGAGGCUUGUUUUUGUUUUGCUUCAGUUUCAUUUCCUCCUUUUUAGCUAUUCUUUUCACUUUUAGUUAUACUUCUGUAUAAUUAAGACAAGGGCAGCGCGAUGACUCAGUGGUUUAGAUGGUGGGCUUGGAAAGCUGACAGCCUGGGUUUGAGACCCAAGAGUGCACGAGGGUUAGCUCCUAUUACUCGCCCCAACUAGUAACCAACCUAGCAGUUUGAAAGCAUGCAAAGGUACCUCUUCACUGGGAAUGGUUACUGCAUUCCAUAUUUUCAUGCUGGCCACAUGAUGAUGGAAGCGUCUCUCAGACAACACAGGAUUCCCUCAGUUGAGAAUCGGACAUGAGCACCGCCCCCUUGUGUCAGUCACAACUAGACGGGAAACCUUUAAAACUUUAUAAUUAGGAUAUUGUGUGAACAUGCUAAACAUCUUAAUUUAGUUUUGAUGUUUUUAUGAAACCACUUUGAAUGUAUUUUAUAAAUAAGGCAGGUAUUACGAAUAGCUAAACAAUCAUAGAUGUACAGCUUCUCUUUGUCUCCUAUGAAUUGGUGAAAUCUUUCCAUCUAAUAAAGCUGAGUGUGUAUUUCAUGAAA
Messenger RNA from Pantherophis guttatus, 5526 nucleotides. It is a transcript of the gene GUCA1B, whose product is annotated as guanylate cyclase activator 1B. Gene Ontology annotation, molecular function: calcium ion binding; calcium sensitive guanylate cyclase activator activity. Gene Ontology annotation, cellular component: photoreceptor inner segment; cone photoreceptor outer segment. Lineage: Eukaryota; Metazoa; Chordata; Lepidosauria; Squamata; Colubridae. Gene Ontology annotation, biological process: visual perception. The record is from RefSeq and is a predicted model, not a curated record.